UGAGGGAGGGUGGGAAAAUGUGAACUGAUGGACUGUCCGCACUAUUCAUUUUCAUUAUGCUGAGUCGCCUUCUCCCAAGAGCUUUGUCAAUUACCCAUUUAAAAAGUACUGAACCCUUAUUCGUGCAAUAAUUAACACUGGUGCAUAAUUGAAGCAUGAUAAUGAACAAACGCUGUGAUUGACGCAUAAUUGUAUAAGCAAGAUUAUUAGGUGGGUAUCGCGGGCCAUUUUUCAUCAUCAUUUGUGACCUUUCAAUUAGCCUUUGCAACACAAGCUGUUGAUACUUGUGAUCUGAGUAAACCUUUUGCGUUCUUCUAGGGCGUCAAAAAAACAGAAAACUACAAAAGAAGCUGCUCUUACUACAAGGUUAUAUUAAGACGUUGCAGCCACCUUCUUUUUUUUUUCCUGUAAACCUGACACUGAUCUUUGCUUUCAUGUGGUCAGUAUGUUCUCCCUCCUAUCAGAUUACUUGGCGAUGGUUCAAGAGGUGGUUGUAUUGAUUUCAGGUCAGCUUAAGUAAAUAAGUGAACAACCGCUGGUUCCAUAAGGACGCCAUUAUGGAGCUCUCGUGUUUCAAACGAGAAAGAAAACAGAUCCAUGAUAUACUGGUACAUUCUGUGACUUCACUAAGAUGAGCUUAGAUCUCCCAUCUUUAAAUACUGCAUUGCAGUUUAUUUAAUCCGUGGGGCUGUUUCCCAUAUGCAUUCUGCUAAUUUUAGCCGCCACAUCGGCGGACAAGGUCAGAGUGGGUGUGUGAGAAAUUGGGAAGAGAAGUGUGCAUGUGUGGAGUGUGUGUGUGUGUUGGAGGAAAGCAGAGAGAUGCAGCACAGCCAGCCUAGAUCCACAUAGCUCAAUGCGUCUUCCGUCCAGCCCUGCUGCGACUACCAAUUGACCCGCUAACACUGAACCACAGGGGUUUCUGACCACCAUGACAUUGGAGCUGGGAAAGGAAAGAUGGCAUUGAAAGUAAAAGCUCAUUUCAAGCUAUUGCAACAGAGAAUAAUGAACACUCUGGUUUAUGGCUCCAACUUGUGACAGCAUAUUUUACAGGGUUCUGCAGAGGCUGUAGCUAUUUUGUGUGUGUAUGUGUGUGUGCGCGUGGGUUUUAAGUUUCACCAGGGGUGGGCUAGGAUGAUGCAAUCAUUUGAGAAAGCGUAGAUAUGGUAUGUAUAAGGCUUUGUUUUUGGACACUUUAUUCAUACAUUUGUCCACUUUGAAAAUACAGUAUUAACAAUAUAAUAGUGAGCACAUUAUAAUUGCAGACUUCCCAUUCUUAGAGUGUAAUUUUAGCAAGAAUCCUCAUAUGAGAGGCUCCACUUAACUGUCACAUCCCUGAGCAUUAACAUUACACUCGGGUUGUAAAGACAAUUAAUGAGUUCUACUUAGUAAUGUGGUCGAGAACAUUUAAGGAAUAAAAGAGCUGAUUUCAUGUUAUGUUGCUGACACUGCCGGGCAGCGUCCUCCUUGGCUACGGGUAAUGGCUUCUGUAAUGGGCUAUUGCAUUAUCCUCGCAAGGUUUUAUGGAAAUGCGGAGCUCGGUUCAAAAUGAGCCUGUUGUCGCAAAUGUGUGUCUUCAAUCAUUUUAUACUGAGACAGCGAGGUUGUUAAUAUUCCUUCAGUUUUUCCAAAAUCGUGUUCACCACUGAGAAAAUAGGCUGGAGUCACAGUCGGCUUUAAAGGUACUGACGAUGUUUUGGAAGUUCUGCCAGUUAGAUUGGUGGUUUUGACAACUUUAACAACUAAUUGUAUUGAAUUUCUAUUAAUUAUUUACACCUGAAUGUCCACUUUUAAUACAAGUUUGUAUUUUGACGCCCUGUAAUAGUUGUUGACAUGUGCAUAGAAUACUAGUGCAGAAGUUGGAGCAUCACACUGGUGAGUUAAAAUGAUUAAGACUUCAUAUUCAGCUCAGGAACAUGAAGGUCUUCAUCUGAAUGCAUUGUGUAUACACGUAAACAUUGCUUACAACACAGUUAGAAAUCCAGUGUAAAAUGUUUUGGGGUGACAGUUAGUUAAUAAUGUGUUUGCAACACUGAAGGGCACUUCAUUUUAAUGCAAAAGCAUUUGCUGAAUAUGUAAAUCCACACACAUAUUUAGAAUCUCACCGUGGUAAAAUGGAAACGGCAUGAUAAUUCUCUGAUUUAUUCAGUGAAAGGUGAAUUCUUCUGUGUUUGUGGGGCUUUGGGCUGGAGCAACGUUGCUUUGUUUGCACGUGUAUGAUGAAAUGAUGUAAUGCAAUCUGAGGUUGUUUUCAGCGGCCUUCCAAAACAAAACAAUAUGCCCUUUCACUGCAGAAAUUUUGACUUAUUAUUAUAGAUAAAGGAAGAGUUGUGUUUCUAAUAAAAGUAUCGCUUAUGGCUCGGCCUAGUUCAGUUCAAGUGUUUGACAGUAAAGGCCUUAACACCAGGACCCUGAAACUGAAGCAGAUAAACAGAAUUCAGCCAUCAUGAAUUUUAUUAUUUACACAUGUUCUCUUCCUACUGUGACAUAACCUCAACCAUUUGUUACCCAGGACUAGAAGUCAUGAGUCAUAAUUGAUUUCAGAAUACAUUACAACAAAUUACUUCUGACUUAGUCAAUAGGUGUCUGUGAUAAAGAAACGAGGAAGAGUGUGUGUAAGAGCAAAGCACCUAAAAGUCAGCUGCAUAUAGACAAAUGCAUGUAUUGGCUUUUGGUAAUUUUUCAUGUAUUGACUUGAACAGGACCAAUAAUCGUAAUUGUGGUAAGCCUGCAAACUAGUUCAGGUACUGCUACACUCACUUAAUCUGCUCCCAGCAGCAUAUAUCCAAUACACCAUCCGUUUAAUCUGAAAACCACUGCUACUACUGUUCAUGUUUCAUAAGCCACUCACACACUUGAAAUGUCACUUUAUGACAAUAGUGUCUUCAGUUGUCUUCUUCACAAAGCUUCUCCAAAGCUCACUAAGAUGCCAGGAAUUGUUUCUUCACUUCACCCAGCAUUAACGUUGCUGAGUUUGCUAACAAGCCUUUUGCGCAUAGAUGUCUUGUCUGUCUUUAGUUGGUGUAUGUUCGCUUGGUGGUAUCAGUGAGACUGCUGGUGUAAUUUUUUUUACCCUUAUGCUGUGUAUAGUAUUAAUAGUGUAAAACCAAGGUUGAUGUCUUGAGAUAGUUUGUUGUGUAAGACAAGUCCAAAAUCUAUCACACAGUGUAAGACAAAGAAAAGCUGAAAAUCUUCACAAUUGAGAAGUUGGAACUCUUAUCUUUGCUUGGAAAAUGACUUUUGGCAAUUAAUCGAUUAUCAAAAUUUUCUGUCAAUCAGCUACUUGAUUGAUCAACUAAUUGUUUCAACUCUAGUACUGUUAUAUUCUGUACAAUCAUGCUGCUGAUUUACGUAAAGUGGUGAAAUAGAACUUCACAUACAAACUUAGAACCGUUGAGGCUCAGCUGGUUUUGCACUACUUCUGUUUGCCUGUUUUGGGUAGGUGGGGUUCAUGUUGGAGGGUUUAUGUGACAACUCAUUUUACUAUUUAAUCUUCAUGUUAUAGUUUAAUAUCCUUUCUGAGCACCUGUUUGAUGGAUCAACUGCACUCAGUACCAUUGUUGUUGAUGGUCUGAUGGUCGUCUUAUUAUCACUGCUUUAUAACAUUUCAUUUUGUUCUUGCAAGACCACAGGAUGUAUCCGUAUCCAGCUGGGAGGGAAAGUUUAUAGUCAUCACUCCAAUCACCUCCAUGUUUAUUAUUUUUAUUGUAUGCCCACAGGGACGAUUCUUAUCUCAUCCAGAUGUGGAAUACUAACUCUGUACAUAUUCUGUAUUCUCAUAAAUCCAUUCCACAUGAGCAGGCUGUCUAAAUUGAUUUCAGAAUACAUUACAACAAAUUGUUCCUGACACAAUCAAUAAGUGUCUGUAUUAGAGGAACAAUGGAGAUUUAAGCGUAUCCACGACAAGUGCAACUGUAUAUGAAAUCUCAUACACACAACCAAUAUAGCACCUAAAAGAUUACAUUCAGCAGCUAAUGUAUGUGGAUUGUAUUUCACUCAUUUUUCAUGGAUUGACCUGAGCAGGACAGAUAAUCAUAUCUGAGAAUGAUUAGAUGGGGAGAUUAAUCCACCCCAUCCCCAACCAACGUUCAUAUCUGUACUCCGUUUACAUGCUUGUGAUUUGUUUGCUCCAACAUGCUUGAGUGUAGACACAGGUUCAAUCACUCCAAAAAAAAAGUUAUUUGUUUGCUCGUGUAUAUUCACGUCAGUCAUGAAAAGAAUGUUAGAUCCAGAAUUUUAUUUAUUUUUUUAAGGCCUUUUUAGAUAUGUUGUAGAGAAUGGACUAUUCCUGGUCAACCACACUUUCUAAAGAAGCAGUAUAAUGGUUGUCUUCAAUUUAAUCAUUGGUUGAAUAAAUUCUUGCACAUUAUUAAUGUGAAAUUGGAUAUAUAGGUGUAUAUUUACUGGUACUCUCUUUUUGCCUUUCAUGUUUUGCUUUGUUCUCAGUAUUAACUUGGUCUUAAACCUGGUCUUGACUCGAAAGUCAACUCUACCUGGUCUUCGAGUCGACGAGUACUCGACAAGGUGGCCUUGAAUAUCAAUGAACCUGCAUCUGGAAUAUAAAUUAUUCAACAUAUCGGGGACAAAGCUCUCAAGACUUCUCCCUCAGGAUGUGGACGUAUCUCAGGAUGCGCUCACCUAACAAGUGUCACCACAGAACGCGUACCAUACCGUAACACUGAGAGACCAAUCUGCUCGGUUGUUUCAAUCAGGCGUGUGUCUUAGCCUGCUGGGAAAGGAUGGCUCUAUUCCCAGCUCUCCGUCCAGGGCCCCCCCUUUGUCUUCUCAGCUCAGGAAAGGGAAAGUGCUUUUGUGAAACCUGAGGAUCACUUGCAGACUGAGGAAGCAGCAGAGACCACGCGCAUCGUCUUUUACCCUGCAAGUAGAGAGGUUCCAGCCAUGUGUACACCAACCAAAAGGACCCAGUGGAGGGAGGACCUGCAGCACCUCCGUAAAGAACAUGGCUUCUCCAAGAAAGUCCUGCUCAACUGCUGUCUAGUGCGGCGCAUCAUUACCUGGGCCUCCCCAAAUCCCAAAGACAGCGUCGAAGAUGAGCUGGAACUAUCUGCAGUCCGCCAUCGCCCCGAGGGUUUGGAGCAGCUUGAAGCCCAGACACGUUUUUCCCGCAAGGAGCUACAGAUCCUUUACCGCGGCUUCAAGAAUGAAUGUCCCAGUGGAGUCGUCAACGAAGAAACUUUUAAAGACAUCUACUCACAGUUCUUCCCACAAGGAGAUGCUUCAACAUAUGCACAUUUUCUGUUCAACGCAUUUGACACAGAUCACAAUGGCUCUGUGAGUUUUGAGGAUUUUGUUAUGGGUCUCUCUAUCCUCCUGCGAGGCACCAUCCAGGAAAAACUCAACUGGGCUUUCAACCUUUAUGAUAUCAAUAAAGAUGGAUAUAUCACUAAAGAGGAAAUGCUAGACAUCAUGAAGGCCAUCUACGACAUGAUGGGAAAAUGCACAUACCCCGUCCUCAAAGAGGAGACACCUCGUCAGCAUGUAGAAGUAUUCUUUCAGAAAAUGGAUAAGAAUAAAGAUGGAGUGGUAACCAUAGACGAGUUUAUCGACUGCUGCCAAAAUGAUGAAAAUAUCAUGCGAUCAAUGCACCUCUUUGAAAAUGUUCUUUAACUUUUGCCUGACUGUGGAAGCUUUGGAGGAGAAUAUCAUCUUUAGCUUGGCCCAAUAACUGACUUGGACUCAUACUGUGUACUGUGUGCUAUGCAGACUUUUGACCGUAGAUAAAAUAUUGUUCAUCACCGUGGGCCACAACACUCUGGAAUUAGUCGCCACUUGAACAUUUUAUUCAAUACAUUGAGGAAAUUUAUUAAGUAAAAUAAAUAGAAAAGAGAGAAAAAAGUGUUUUUUGAAUCCGCAGACUUGGUUGAAUUCUCGAAACAUCUUAACAUCAAGGUUGAUUUUUCUCCAUCUGUCUGGAGCGUCUUUUCUAUUUGCUGAGUUCUGCAAACUGCAUGAACCUCCAACAUUAUCAACACAAAGGGAAUAAGAGAUUUCUGAUGAAAGGGUAUAGACAGGUUUCUUCUCUCUCUGUUGCAGCCUUGACUUGUUUUAUUUACUGCCAAGUGAAAUCACUGUGACUUUUUACAGCAUCAAAAAAAAAAACGAAAAAAAAAAAAACCGAACACAACUACACAGUAUCUAAGGCAACUGCGCAUUCAUCUGUUUUUACAUUCAAGAUACUAUUUAGUGCAAACCGGCUUUUGAUUCCAGAGUGUUCUGACCCCGACAUAGUUAACCAUUGUGGUCUGUCUUUCUGCUUUUUGAAGGAAGCAUUUAGAGAAAAAAAAACAUACAUUGUACCAUUUUAACUUGUAUAUACUAUAGAUAGAGCGAUAGAUACUAUAAGAAUUCUAUGAGAAACUUUUCAACUUUGUUCAUGUUUACUUGCCAAUUAGAAUGAAACAACACAAGGACUGUAUUGAUGUCAAAUCGGACCAUAAUAUCGAUGGUUUGUCUCAAGAAGCACACAGGUAGCUAUAUUUACCACGAGUAUAUCAUUAGACGACGAUAUCUUUAAGAUAAAUGCUGCUUUCAGUGUAUUUCAUUUAACCUUAUGUAUGUAUAUUCCUUGUAUACUAAACCAUUUAUCAGAAUGUUUUUAUUUUGUUUUUGAAGCACUGUUUAGGAGUUUACACUAAGAGCAGUGUUCGAGGUUAUUUAUAUGGUAUUAUGAUCAUUGUACAAAAAGAUUGUCGGUUGUACAGUAUUAAAUGAAAAUGCGCUUUCUGGUGAAUUUCAGGUCUAUAGAUUUGUUCAUAUAAAUCACUGUUUUUAAUAAGAAAGGGAGGUGGGGUUUGGUCGUUGAUAACAAACAUUGUAACUUUGUAUGAUACUCAGCCAAUAUGCUUCCUGCUGUUUUCCUCUUCGUCCUAGCGGGUCUUUAUCAGCCUGAAUGAUCCCUGCUGUCUGUGAUUAAAGCAUUGAUUGACCCCAAGUGUGAGCAAACUCAAGGCAUGCUGGGUAGAAGUCUCUCACUGAACUUCCUCUUGAUCGCUGAGAGAAGUGUUUGGAUGUCGUGUAAGUAAGUUACAGAGUGUUGCUUCACAUUUAUUUAACUGUUUUUUUUUUCUUUAUUUUCUACAAUGACUUGGAUAUUGGAUACAGCAAGUGUCCAUCAAACCAGCCGCACAUCUGACAUAUAUUUAAGAAAUGGUUGAUAUCAUUAAUGUUUUUCAUGUCUUUACACUGUAUGACUGUGUGCUGCAGUCACAAACACACCAAUCUCCUCAGUGAAGGCAUGUUGGUCGUCCAUUAUUUUAGUAAACUACAGGAAAAUUUCUCUAUGUUGUAUUUUUGGAGGCAAUGUGCGUAUUCUGCUCAAGAAAAGCAUCAAACCUGCCAUUCUUUUCACUGAUUUGUGUUUGUGUGCCUUACUGUUUGUAAAAUUGUAUGUUAGUGUUUGGUUGUUGGCUCGGUUUUUCCUAUCAUAUGUUCAUGAAAAAUACCUACAACAUUAGCCCCUUAAACAUAUCUGCAGUACAGUAUAUCUCAGCUGAUGUACUUUCUGAACAUAAUGUAACAUUUCUACAUUUCUUCUGUAAAUAAAAUCGCAAGCUUUAAGAUCAGUGAUUUCUGACAAAAGUAAGAAAAUAAAAUAUACAGCUCAAACUUC
This is a messenger RNA of Thunnus maccoyii (southern bluefin tuna), 7627 nucleotides long. It is a transcript of the gene kcnip4a, whose product is annotated as potassium voltage-gated channel interacting protein 4a. Gene Ontology annotation, cellular component: voltage-gated potassium channel complex. Gene Ontology annotation, biological process: regulation of potassium ion transmembrane transport. Bases 4897 to 5625 code for a protein of 242 amino acids. The record is from RefSeq and is a predicted model, not a curated record. The transcript is spliced from 10 exons. NCBI's taxonomy places the organism in Eukaryota, Metazoa, Chordata, Actinopteri, Scombriformes, Scombridae. Gene Ontology annotation, molecular function: calcium ion binding; potassium channel regulator activity.